Trichoderma breve is the source of this 531-nucleotide messenger RNA. RefSeq lists its product as uncharacterized. The record is from RefSeq and is a predicted model, not a curated record. The coding region runs from base 1 to 531 and encodes 176 amino acids. The transcript is spliced from 2 exons. Lineage: Eukaryota; Fungi; Ascomycota; Sordariomycetes; Hypocreales; Hypocreaceae.
AUGGCCAGCGACACAGAACUCAUCAAUAGCCUCACGGCUGAGCAAGCCCGUGCAAUUCUCAUUUACUUGUCUCACAAUCGUUCAGUCGCAGACAAAGUGAGCAAGUACGCAAAGGCCAUGAGAACGCAGACUAGCCUCAGGGCAAUAUGCGUGCAAUGUAACUCAACAUUCGAUCCAAAUGACGCUAAGAAUUGCUUCUACCACGAUGGCGAGCUAGAAGUCUACGAUGAUGAUGACUUUUGGGCAGACCAUGAUGAGGAUUGUCAUGGAAUCAUUGAUACUGAUGAGAUGCGCGAGGAGUUUCCAGAAGGGUUUAAAUGGAGCUGCUGCAAUGAAACUGGAGAAGCAAAAGGUUGUCAGCGCGGCAGACAUCAAGCAGACCCAGACAAUUUGGUGCUAGAUGAUGAUAAUGACAAAAGAGACGAACAUCCAGAGGACGAAGAAGAAAGCGACGAGAAAGACUACGAGAAUAAAAGAGGAAACGGAGAUGCGAGCCAAAAUUUAGGGCCCAAUAAACGACAGAAGUACUAG